AUGAAGAUGUGUUUAUGUCUGCAGAAAAAGUGGUUGCCAAAUGCUGUGCUGCAUUCCCACACACCGAGGAGGCAGGACGCAUCAGGAGAAGGUCUUCCAAAGACUACUCGAGGGAUGAUGUUCAUUAAGUGCUGGAUGUCGCUUCAGCUUCUUCUGGGACAUGUCUUGACGCUUCUGGCAGUCCAUCCAUCCUCCAGCAGCAGACUUGUGGCUUUGAGAGAAGAUAUAUGUCCUCUUUUCUUUCCUCCUCUUCCUCCGCCAUUGUUUCCUCCCCUGCAGCACAGACAGGAAGUGAUGGUUGACAUAACAGAAUUGAUCACUGGACCUCAAGGGGAGAAGGGAUGUAGAGGACCCCAAGGAUCUAAGGGGGAAUCUGGUAUGAUGGGUCCCCAAGGAGAGAAAGGGCAAUCAGGAGCAAUAGGAAAACCUGGUCACAAGGGAGAGAAAGGCUUCCAGGGCUGGCGAGGUCUUAAAGGUGCGCCAGGAUCAGCGUGCGUGUUGAAGGGCAAUAAAGGACCAGCAGGUUUGCGGGGAGGUCAGGGCCUCAAAGGAGACCCAGGACCCUCAGGAGAUCCUGCUCAUCCAGGUGUUCCUGGCACGCCUGGACAUAAGGGUGACCCAGGCCUGUGUGGAGGUCCAGGUGUUGAAGGUGUGCAGGGUCCCAGAGGAGAACCUGGUCUCAGAGGAACUAAGGGAUUGAAAGGACUUCGUGGACCUUCAGGACCUUUGGGUCACCUUGGAGCAGUUGGAGCCCCUGGUUUGACGGGACAACCCGGACUUCCUGGACAAGUCUUCCAUCUGGAAGGUCUACAGGGAGAACCGGGAAGUCCAGGACCUCUGUCCUCAUCAUGCAGCUGCUCGCCACACCCCCGCAUACAACCAAGGCCACACCGGGUCCAGAAGAUCUUCAUCGCAGACGGAGAAGAAGCUUUGAGGAAGCUGCAGAAGGAGAACACCAUGGUUCUACGUACCGACAUGAAGGCUCUUUACAUCUUCACUGAGCAGCAGUGGAUUAACGUACUGAAUCCCAACAGUGACUCCCCCCUCCAUUAAAAUUCUCCCAGCUUUUUACAAUAAAAGCCCAUCAGCCUGUCACCCUUCCCCUAAAGUAUGCAACAAAAUCAUGACCAGCACGCUGGCACGCCUAG
Molecule: messenger RNA, 1148 nt
Organism: Nerophis ophidion (straightnose pipefish)
Lineage: Eukaryota; Metazoa; Chordata; Actinopteri; Syngnathiformes; Syngnathidae
Product: acetylcholinesterase collagenic tail peptide-like
Exons: 14
Coding region: 1-1053 (350 amino acids)
Source: RefSeq, a predicted model, not a curated record